AUGCUCGCGCUCACCCUCUGCGCAGCAGCGCUCUGCGCCGACGCGCUCGACGUGAGCCGGAGGAAGGUCUUACACACACCAGCGGCGCUCGCAGCGCUCGCAACACCGCCGGCGGCCGUCGCCGCCGACGCGGCGCUGUCCCAGUUCGACGACGGCACGCUGGCGCUGCGCUUCCCCUACCCGUCGGGCUGGAGCUGCAAGGGCACGGGCGCGUUCGAGAGCUUGAUCACGGGCCGGCGCGUGACGACGUGCGGCGCGAGCGACGGGUCCGCGUCCGUCGCCGUCGCGGCGCGCAUGGUGCCGUCGAACGACAUCUACAACAACCUCGAGCGCGCCAUCUCCGCCGACGAGGUCGUCGAGAUGACCGUGGACCCGAAGGCGUCCGUCGCGAAGACGACGCUCCGCGACUUCGGGAGCCGGCGCGGCUACGUCGUCGAGAGCUCGCUGGGCCCGACGACGAGCGUGGACCUCUUCACGGUGCACAGCGGCGACCAGGGCCAGUACUGGGCCAUCACGCUCACGGCGACGGCGAAGAACGCCGCGGACCUGCCGCGCGGCGUCAUCGACGCGUGCGACUUCUACCGGCUCUUCGACAAGUAA
Aureococcus anophagefferens is the source of this 600-nucleotide messenger RNA. Its product is annotated as expressed protein. The record is from RefSeq and is a predicted model, not a curated record. The transcript has a single exon. Bases 1 to 600 code for a protein of 199 amino acids. NCBI's taxonomy places the organism in Eukaryota, Pelagophyceae, Pelagomonadales, Pelagomonadaceae.